AUGAACAUGAUGACAGAGAGGAGGAUGAUGGAAGUGGACAUGAGGACAGAGAAGAAGAUAGUGGAAGUGGACAUGAGGACAGAGAAGAAGAUAGUGGAAGUGGACAUGAUGACAGAGAGGAGGAUGAUGGAAGUGGACAAGAGGACAGAGAAGAAGAGUGGAAGUGGACAUGACGACAGAGAGGAAGAUGGUGGAAAUGAACAUGAUGACAGAGAGGAGGAUGAUGGAAGUGGACAAGAGGACAGAGAAGAAGAUAGUGGAAGUGGACAUGAUGACAGAGAGGAGGAUGGUGGAAAUGAACAUGAUGACAGAGAGGAGGAUGAUGGAAGUGGACAUGAGGACAGAGAAGAAGAUAGUGGAAGUGGACAUGAGGACAGAGAAGAAGAUAGUGGAAGUGGACAUGGUGACAGAGAGGAGGAUGAUGGAAGUGGACAAGAGGACAGAGAAGAAGAUAGUGGAAGUGGACAUGACGACAGAGAGGAAGAUGGUGGAAAUGAACAUGAUGACAGAGAGGAGGAGGAUGGAAGUGGACAAGAGGACAGAGAAGAAGAUGAUGGAAGUGGACAUGAGGACAGAGAAGAAGAUAGUGGAAGUGGACAUGAUGACAGAGAGGAGGAUGAUGGAAGUGGACAAGAGGACAGAGAAGAAGAUAGUGGAAGUGGACAUGACAACAGAGAGGAAGAUGGCGGAAAUGAACAUGAUGACAGAGAGGAGGAUACACCCAUAAUGUAUUUGCUGUGCAUCCCCAAUCACUGA
Cyprinodon tularosa is the source of this 756-nucleotide messenger RNA. Its product is annotated as prostatic spermine-binding protein-like. The record is from RefSeq and is a predicted model, not a curated record. The coding region runs from base 1 to 756 and encodes 251 amino acids. Lineage: Eukaryota; Metazoa; Chordata; Actinopteri; Cyprinodontiformes; Cyprinodontidae. The transcript has a single exon.